GGGCCCACGAAGACAGUUUACGUUAGUCGGGUUGUUGUUGCUACCUAUGCUCCAAAAUAAGUGCGAUGUCGUUAUGAUAUCAUAACAUAACAGAUGCAUACGGUGAAAGCUCUUUAUAGCCUCCGACCAUGGACCCAGUGGUGCUGAGCUACCAAGACAGCCUUCUGAGGCGCUCUGAUGUGGCCCUGCUGGAGGGUCCGCACUGGCUCAAUGAUCAGGUGAUUGGGUUUGUCUUUGAAUACUUUGCUGCCGAGCGCUUCAAAGACCUCAGCAGGUCUGUGUGCUUCAUCAGCCCCGAGGUUACGCAAUUCAUCAAAUGUGCAUCUUGCCAAGAGGAGCUGGCCCUUUUCCUGGAGCCACUGCAGCUAGGGACCCGCCGUUGGGUAUUCUUGGCUGUCAACGACAACUCCAAUCAGACGGCCGGUGGGUCACAUUGGAGCCUUCUACUGUACCACCGCGACAAUAGCCUCUUCGCCCACUACGACUCGCAGAGCGGGGGCAACUCUAUUCACGCGCGCCGGAUUGCCUCCAAACUGGAAGCUUUUCUCGGGGGCAAAGGCAAAAAAGUGUCCUUUGCAGAAGAGGCCGCUCCUAGACAGCAGAAUAGCUAUGACUGUGGUAUGUAUGUCAUUUGCAAUGCUGAAGCGCUGUGUGAGAGUGCGGAGUUUGGAGGGAACCCACGCCUCCAGAGCCACACCAUCACCCCGGACUACAUCACCAGGAAGAGGGCAGAGUGGUGUAGACUGAUCCAGAGACUUGCCAAAAAUUGACGUGCCUGCAGAGGAGUUAGGUGAUUGAUUGCCCAGCUCCAGCUUCUAUCUUAAACCGCUUUGUGUUGCAAGGUCACUUCUGACUUGUCAGCUCAGAAGCAGAGUCUUCCAGAGAUGCCCUUAAAAAGAACGGCGGGAGCCCAAGCUGUAGAAUUCUGUCGGAGCUGGGCGUUUGCAUUAACCCUGAUCUCACUAGUCUUCACAGCCAGCAUGCACUUUCAUCAGCAGAAUUGUGGCACUCUCACAGGUCAUCUCAAUUGCCAAAUCACAUGAGCAGAUACAGUAAUGGAAUGACAAACAACCUAGCCAAGCGUAAGAUUUAAUUUUCAGUGUGAGCGUAUUUUGAAAUAUUUACUCCUUUCAUCAUCAAAGGGAUCUAAAUCAUUAAAUUCAAAUCGCAUGAAUUUUGAAUGAAGCCUAAUAUAUAGUCAUUGGGCUCAUGUGGACAUGCUUGUUGGUUUGUUUGUUUGCCCAGACGAAAUAGCGUUGUUUACUUAUUGGAUAUCAAAGGCCUAGCUGAGACAGUGAAUGUCAUAAAAGAUGGAAGAGUUUUAAUGUAAUUAUGCAGCGACUCUCCAUUUAUGGUUCUCCUGUCUUUACCGAAUGUGAUGCUUGUUUACAACUUUGUGUUCCCCUCAGGGUUGUGUUAAGUGAAUGAAUAGAAAAAGAAUGUGUUAUGUAUCCAUAUAAUAAAAAUGCACUGAAAUAAUAA
Molecule: messenger RNA, 1482 nt
Organism: Sardina pilchardus (European sardine)
Lineage: Eukaryota; Metazoa; Chordata; Actinopteri; Clupeiformes; Clupeidae
Gene: senp8
Product: SUMO peptidase family member, NEDD8 specific
Exons: 2
Coding region: 129-770 (213 amino acids)
Biological process (GO): proteolysis; protein deneddylation
Molecular function (GO): cysteine-type peptidase activity; deNEDDylase activity
Source: RefSeq, a predicted model, not a curated record